Molecule: messenger RNA, 2208 nt
Organism: Peronospora farinosa
Lineage: Eukaryota; Oomycota; Peronosporomycetes; Peronosporales; Peronosporaceae
Source: the annotation of a GenBank genome assembly
AUGUAUACGUCCAUUGGCACUUCUUCACGUCAAUUGGUAGCAAAUCGACAUGAAAAAACCCACCGAAGUGAUAGUAAUAGUAGUAAUACAAGCAGUGGCUACAAUCAAAGCAGUCCCAGUGAUGGGGCAACAACGAAUAGUGGGCAUAGUGGCACGGGGCUGCAGAAUUAUGUGAAACAUCAUAGUUUUACCGGUCAUUUACCCUUUAAUCGAGACGACAAUGGUUUCCAACGAGGAACUACUACUACUACUACCAUGACAACAACUGAACAGUCACAGAGUAUUUUAUCGAAACGUCCGAGUCUUAUUGUCCCCUUUUCCAAUCAACACCAAGUGACAACGAAUGGAGGAAGUACAGUGACUCCUUCUUCCAUUGAUGGAGUCCAGACGUAUUUGGAUGAUUUCCAAGCACCGAUUUCAAAAUCAGGGGUUUUGAUUAAACAAGCUAAUCAUUUCAAGACAUGGAAAAAACGACUUAUGGUGUUAAAAGGACAUUCGUUAUUCUAUUAUGUGUCAGGCACGUCGGGAGAAGAUUCGUAUCCACGAGGUGUUAUUCCGUUACAAGGAGUGAGGAUUACACCCAUUGAUUCGGCACGAUUUAAGCGACAAAAUUGUUUUGAAAUUUGUCAUCCGGGAUUCCGUCCGAUUUACCUCAUGGCAAAGAAUGAAGCAGAUCUUAGUGUUUGGAUGAGCAGUUUGACGUCCGCUGCAAUGCCAACGACGGCUGAUCGCAAAAUGCUGCUAGUGACUGAGCCAUUGGAAUCGCUGUUUAAUACACCAGCACUGGAAGACGCGGUUCCGUACAAACGGACGUUUUACUUUCGUCAGAAGGUGGCAUUUUGUAUGCCUCGAAAAGAAGAUUCAGAGUAUACGGCGGCAGAGCUUUUUGAUCUGAAUGAGAAGCGAUUGACGACGCUAUGCGACUUGAACAGUUACUGCGACUCUUUUCCAAUGAUCUUGGAUGACCCACAGCUUUUCGUAGAACUACUGCAUGUUGUGGGUUGCUACAUUUUCCGACCAUUUGCUCGACUGUUGUCGACGUCGCCUGGUAAUAUCUUUGUGGAAGAGCCGAAUCCAGACGAGGUGAGUAUGCUGGAGAACCCGAUGGACAAGUACUCGGAAUACACGACGGAAGAGCAGCUAUGGGGACUGCUUUCAGCAUGCUACGACUUGCUGUUAAAAGCGAUUGAGCACAUUGACAAAUUGGAGAAACAUGUCCGCAAGGAAUUUUUUCCCUUGCGAUUUAUUGCGCAGCUGGUCAAUUUGUUCAAGACGCCGUCGUUUAAGGAGCGGCAAGUGUUGAAAGGGGUACUUCAUCGACUGUACUAUAAACUCACUCAGCGGCGAUCGGCUAUUCGCAAGGAAAUUGCUAACGCGUUCUACGAGUAUAUUUAUGAGACGUCGAACCACUACGGCGUGGCGGAACUGCUGGAGAUUCUUGGUAGUAUUGUCAAUGGCUUUGCGUGCCCGAUUAAACAAGAGCACGUUGUGCUAUUAGAGAAGGCGCUAAUCCCACUGCACUCUACGCCUGCCUUCGUCUCGUACCACCAACAGCUCGCGUACUGCAUGAUUCAGUACGUAUCGAAAGACCACACGCUUUUCACUGCGAUCGUUCGCGGCUUGAUCAAAUACUGGCCAGUGGGAAACUCGUUCAAAGAGGUAAUCUUCAUUGUAGAGUUUGAGGAGAUGUUGGAGCAUGUGCUGGCAGAGACUGAUUUCGACGCGAUCUCUCCCAAACUGGCACGAAAACUGGGGCAGUGCAUGAUUAGUGACCAGUUUCAGGUAGCUGAACGUGCAAUUUCGUGCUGGAGCUCCCCGGCGUGCUUGCGUAUCAUGAACGAGUACGAAAAGUUGGGGCAAGGCAUGUUUGAUGUAAUCAAGCCGCUUCUGAAGCAGGCAGCAACAAGACACUGGAAUACGUUGAUUCAACAGAAGGCGCAGGAGACCUACACCAUGUACUACAACAUGGGUUACGACACCGACGAUGUUGCAGUACCGUCGUCAGCCCUUGUCUCGGAUGGGAAAAUAUUGGAUAGCGGCUCGAAAACAGAGGAGUCGGACCCGGACGAGGACGUUAAUGAUUCUACCGAGGCGAAUUUGUCGAUAGCAGUCCGGUUGUCAACUUCUAAUCCAGUAGAAUCAUUAGAUGUGGUGCUAUCGGACGAGGAAGAAGAGGAAGACGAGAAUGAAAAGCCGGACGCGUCCUAG